AUGAAAUAUCAAAAAGAAGAAGAACAUAAUUGUACUAAAAGACAGAAAUGUGCACAAUGUGAUGGUGAACACCAUUCGCUUCAUGGUAUAUGUCAUGUCAUACCACAAUAUCGGUCGGAUCUAAAAGAAGAUGUUUACAAAGCCUUGGAAUCUGGCAAACUACAUAGAAGUGAUUACACAAAACAACAACAUGCUUUUAGUAUGAAAGAUCAAGAUUUUCCACCACUGGGAGAAUUGAAAAAACCUCGACAAGCAACAUGGAAUCAUGUAUAA
This is a messenger RNA of Rotaria sp. Silwood2, 273 nucleotides long. The record is from the annotation of a GenBank genome assembly. Lineage: Eukaryota; Metazoa; Rotifera; Eurotatoria; Philodinida; Philodinidae.